UGUGUCUGCGAAGCAUUGUAUUUCCGAUCGCGCCACGAUCUGCUCUGCCAGGACAGAUAUAGCUAUAUUUCUAAAGUUAGGGUAUAAUAUACUGGCUCUUUAAACGUCAUUCACAUCGCUGAGAGAAGCAGUGAUCCUCAUUCCUCUGCUGUUGCAGUCCAGGAUCCAGUCUCGUGCGGCUCUACAGCAGAGAUCCAGCGGAACAGAAGCAGAAACAUCUCAUCCGUCAUCUUUAUUCAGUUCAGAGUCUUCACGGAUCUACAGCAGCACGUGCAACAUGUCGCGCUUUGUGUUUUUAUUAUUAAUAUACGGUGAAUGUGUUGCUGAAGUCAGUAAAACGGCUGUGUCUGGUGCAGAGACGGAGGGAUCUGAGUCAGUGACAGUGAUGGAGGCAGAUUCUGUCACUCUACACACUAACCUUUCUGAACUACUCAACGACGACACCAUACUGUGGAUGUUCGGACCUAAAGACUCUCUCAUAUCUCAAAUAAAGAGAAAGCUUGACUUGACCUCAUUUUUAGUCACCGAUGAUGUUAGAUUCAGUGGCAGAUUGCAGGUGGAUCAAAAGACUGGAUCUCUCUCCAUCACAAACACCAGAAUCAGACACUCGGGACAAUAUAAACUCUCCAUCUCUAGAGAAAAGACCACGACAAAGACAUUUAGUGUUACUGUCAUUAGCGUGGCCGAUGAGACGGACGGAGUGCAGUCCGUGUCAGUUUCAGUGACGGAGGGAGAUCCUGUCACUCUACGCAUUGAUGCUGAAAUGCACAAAGAUGCUCUGAUGCUCUGGAGGUUUGGAGAUCAAGGAAUCCUCCUCACUAGAAUCGAUACUGAAUCUAGUGAAGUCUCAUUAAACGAUGCUGAUGAGAGAUUCAGAGGUGGACUGCAGCUGAAUCAGAACGGAUCUCUGACUAUCAAGAAGAGCAGAAGUGAACACGCUGGACUUUAUGAGCUGCAGAUCAGAGGCCGUGAGAGCGCGCAGCGAUUCCUUCUUUCUGUCAAUGCUGUCCCAGAUCCAGGUCUUUCUUCAGGUGCUGUAGCAGGAGUUGUUUUUGGUGUUUUAGUUCCAGUUUUGCUGCUUGCGGCUGCAGCUUUGGCUCUCAUUUACUAUCGCCACAGGAUCUCUAAAUUAAAAAAGCAAAUGGCUGUGGCAGGCGAAGAGAAGGAAGAGACAGUGACGGAGGGAGAUUCUCCAACUCUACACACUGGUCUUACUGAAAUAAAUGCUAAUGAUAUGAUAGAGUGGUGUUAUGAAGCUGAAGACAAUCGCAUUGCUCAAAUCAAUGGAGGGACCAGAAGCACAUCUACAUUAGCGGGUGCUGAUGGGAGAUUCAGGAGCAAACUGAUGCUGGAUGACAGAACUGGAGAUCUCACUAUCAGUAACGUCAGAACCAUUCACUCUGGACUCUAUAAACUAAACAUCAGCAGCAGCAUACAAACCAAACACAAGAGAUUCAUUCUUACUGUCAGUGUGAAGUCGAUGUCAGUGAAGGAGGGAGCUUCUGUCCUUCUCCAGACUGCUGCUGAGAUUCAGACGGAUGAUCUCAUACUGUGGACGUUAGGAGCUCAAAACCGUCUCGUUGUGAAAAGUGAUUCAGGAAAGACGAGUAUCGGAAAGCGCUUUAGAGACCGACUGGAUCUGAACAUGACGACUGGAUCGCUGACCAUCAGAAACAUCAGAACCACAGACUCUGGACAUUUUAAACUGCAAAUCAUCAACAGCGAACAGACCACAUUCAGGAGAUUCAAUGUGACUGUCACUGAUUCCACAGCUGAAGGAGCGAGUGAAGAAACGACUGUAGUGACGCCGCUGUUGAAUGGGGAAGUCACUGAUGGAGGGAACGAGCCGCAGGCGACGAGUCCAGUUUGAUGAGACAAGACACGCCCACCGCUGUGACAUCAUCGGCGGUCACGCUCAACCGCAUUGCUGCUGCCGGUGAACAAUGUGAAAAACGUUGGAAAGAAGUUCUAGUGAAUUCUUGUGUGAUGAGCACAUGACAAACAGCGGGUUACAGCCACCGAGUAAAGCGUUCUCUGUCCACACCGAGGACGAGUGACACUCUGAACUGAUCCAAAUCUGUGCUGGAAGAGCUGUAGCUGCAUCUGAACCAGAUCCAGACAGACAAGAUGAUGCAAAACAGGCAAACACUGAACCUUUUGUCACUUAAAACACUACUCUGCAUUUGUCUGUGUUUAUAUUGUACAUUAUAAUGAAAGUGUUGGUUUUCUCUGUCAUAUCAAUGUUAGUUAGUGGAACUCGUGUUGUAAGCUAUGCUGCAUUUAGUCAGUUAGAGAUCAGAGAAAGUCUCCAUUUCAAGGUUUUCUUGUCAUAUGAUGCUGAUUGAUGACUGAUGAUGAUGCCGUUCUUUAAUAAUAUGAUAAUCAUUUAAUAAUAUGAUUUUCAGUCACAAGGUGGAGCUGAAGCGGCAUCAUCUGCAGUCGGAGAGUCAUAUUUUGGCGGUGCGCAAUAAUCCUAAUAGCAUCCAAUCUCUGGUAAAAUUAUUAAAAUGUUUAAUAUGUUAUAAUGAAACAUGUGCAAUUUAUAUUUUGCUUGGAAAUAUUUGUAAUUAAUUUACAAGGUUUGCACUUUUCAGCUGUUAAGGCCUUGUCUUUCUAUGCUUUGUUGGUGCUACAGCAGGAUCUUUAGGAGAGACAUACUGGGUGCUUUUUUAAUAAUUGAACAGAAUGAAAUAUACAACAGUAUGUACAAAUCGUUGAUUCAUUAAUCAAAAACUGAAGAUGUGUGAAAAACAGUACAAGUCUUCUUUGCUUUGUAUUAACAACAUUCUCCAAAUUGGUGCACUAGUCCUUAGUCUCCUGAAGAAAAUGAGUGAAAUUUGGCUUGGAUCCUGACCUUUUCUUCUGAUGUAUGUGAAAUUCUCCCAAAGUAAUAAAAAGUCGUACAAGAAAAUAAUGUAUUAUUAACUUCUUUGUAAUAAUAU
Molecule: messenger RNA, 2942 nt
Organism: Sinocyclocheilus anshuiensis
Lineage: Eukaryota; Metazoa; Chordata; Actinopteri; Cypriniformes; Cyprinidae
Exons: 7
Coding region: 278-1870 (530 amino acids)
Source: RefSeq, a predicted model, not a curated record